This is a messenger RNA of Chaetomium strumarium, 1650 nucleotides long. RefSeq names its product WD40-repeat-containing domain protein. The transcript is spliced from 3 exons. NCBI's taxonomy places the organism in Eukaryota, Fungi, Ascomycota, Sordariomycetes, Sordariales, Chaetomiaceae. The record is from RefSeq and is a predicted model, not a curated record. Gene Ontology annotation, biological process: anaphase-promoting complex-dependent catabolic process; positive regulation of anaphase-promoting complex-dependent catabolic process; positive regulation of ubiquitin protein ligase activity. Gene Ontology annotation, molecular function: ubiquitin ligase activator activity; anaphase-promoting complex binding; protein binding. Gene Ontology annotation, cellular component: anaphase-promoting complex. The coding region runs from base 1 to 1650 and encodes 549 amino acids.
AUGUCCGGUGCGACACCGAGUUCGGUUGGCCCACGUCAUGAGCGACCGUCGUCGAGACGCGACUCGAUUGUCGGCCAAGCGCGUUCAUCAUUGCCAGGUGGAAGCGGCGAAGGCCCUUCAAGAGCGUUGCAGGUAUCGGAAGCAUCGGGCCAGCAGAGGGAAAGUUUGCAGGGGAGCCCGCGUAGGAAACGGCAGAGGAUAGAUGCCGAUCGCUUUAUUCCAGCUCGGUCCGGCCGCGAUUUGCAGUCUGGGUUUCAGUUGAUACCACCCCCACCGCGGCCUGCUCCGGAGAGAGGAAGACCAAGGAGUCCCCCAAGGGGAUAUCGCUCGCAGCGGAGUGAGGAAGCCGAUCAGACUUUUAGGGAUUUGCUGCGUGCAGAGCUCUUCGAGGAUACUAUUCCCCAGACUUCGCCAAGGUGGACUCCAGAGCACGACCGGAUGCGCACGCCUCCCAGGGUUACAGAACCAUCACUGCCGACGACAUUGACACCUUCAACCCCUCAGAAGAACCUGUUCUCAUAUGUGUCUCCGCGCCAUCAGCAUCUCGUUGGCCUUUCCACGCCCAGGAAGACGCCUCAGAGAGCACAUAGCUUAGUUCCGGAUCCGCGCCUAGACACGUACAGCACAACUCCUAUCACUUACAACAGUCAACAGAUGCUCCUCGCACCGCGGCGACAGCACAGAACAGUCAGCAAAGUGCCCUUCAAAGUCCUGGAUGCGCCGAAUCUUGCCGAGGACUUCUAUCUCAACCUGAUGGAUUGGGGCAGCUCGGAUGUUCUAGCCGUCGGCCUUGGUACCGGCGUCUUCAUGUAUAACGCACAGAAUGGCAAGGUUGCCAAGCUGUGCACACUCGAGGACGACAAAGUCACCAGCGUGUCCUGGAUCCAGAAGGGGACACACAUCGCCGUGGGCACCAAGAGGGGCUUGGUUCAAAUAUGGGAUGCUCAAAAGUUUAAGCGGCUGCGGACCAUGACGGGCCACACUGCGCGCGUCGGCUCGCUAGCCUGGAACGCCCACAUUCUCUCCACAGGCUCACGGGAUCGGUCAAUAUUGCAUCGCGACGUCAGGGCUCCAGACCAGUGGGUGAAGCAGCUGCUUGGGCAUAAGCAGGAAGUGUGCGGGUUGAAAUGGAACUGCCAGGACGGGCAGUUGGCCAGCGGUUCAAAUGACAACACAGUCCUGGUCUGGGACAAGGUUCAAGACCAUAAGCCGCUCUGGGCCUUCACAGAGCACAUCGCCGCGGUCAAGGCACUCGCCUGGUCGCCUCAUCAGCGUGGAUUGCUGGCCUCCGGUGGCGGUACGGCCGACCGCCGGAUCAUCUUCCACGAUACUGUUCGCGGUGUUGUCCGCAACGAGAUCGACACGGGAAGCCAGGUGUGCAACCUCAUGUGGUCGAAGAACUCGAACGAGCUCAUUUCGACCCACGGAUACAUUCAAAAUAACCUUGUGAUCUGGAAGUACCCAUCCAUGACGCGCGUUGCCAGCCUUACGGGUCAUACUUAUCGGGUGCUCUAUCUGGCAAUGAGCCCGGAUGGGACACAGGUCGUUACAGGGGCCGGGGACGAGACGUUGAGAUUCUGGGAGGUUUUCAAGCCGAAGCAACCAAUAAGGCUGCUAGGGGGAAGCAUCGAUCUCCCGGUCAUUCGCUGA